This is a messenger RNA of Ciona intestinalis (vase tunicate), 3114 nucleotides long. The record is from RefSeq and is a predicted model, not a curated record. Lineage: Eukaryota; Metazoa; Chordata; Ascidiacea; Phlebobranchia; Cionidae.
AAUGCUAUUGUUUAAUUAUAGAUCUGUUUAACUGAGAAAAAUUUAAAUAUGAUCUGAACAGAAAACUUUGUUACUCUGUUCUUGCUUGGUGUGUAUUAAAGUGAAAGUACGAGGUUUUCACGAAACAAGAUGGCAGAAGAAGCCCCAGCGUUGUUCACCUUUGAGGUGGCUCUUGAGGUCGCAAAUAAAGUUGGAGGAAUCUACACUGUCCUUCGGAGCAAAGCAGAGUCGACCGUCGAGGAACUGGGAGAGGAUUAUUGUAUGAUUGGAAUCUGUAACGAGAGAUUUGUCGCGAUGGAAGUCGAAAAAAUGGAGCCAUCUUUACCCCAGAUGAAACGGGCUGUGGAUCUGAUGAGGGAAAAACAUAUAGGGGUUGUAACUGGGCGUUGGCUUAUAGAAGGAUACCCCAAGGUUGUUUUGUUUAACUUGGACACAGCAUGGGACAUGUACAACACAUGGUCAUGGGAAAUGUUCGAUAAAACUGGUGUUGGUAUCCCAGAACAUGAUACUGAGGCUAAAAGAUGCGUUUUGUUCGGAUUUCUGACCGCAUGGUUCCUCGGAGAGUUCCGUGCUCAAUGUGGCAAGAAAUCAGUGAUCGUGGCACAAUUUCACGAAUGGUUGUCGGGUAUUGGCCUCCUUAUGUGCCGGAUGCGUCAAAUUGAUAUCUCCACCAUUUUCACCACCCAUGCUACAUUGUUGGGACGAUACUUGUGUGCUGCUAAUGUUGAUUUCUACAACAAUUUAAGCAAUUUCCAAGUUGACAUAGAGGCAGGGAACCGUCAAAUAUACCACAGAUACUGCAUGGAAAGAGCAGCUGCCCAUUCUGCUCAUGUAUUCGCCACAGUAUCCGACAUAACUUCACUAGAAGCUGAACAUCUGCUUAAACGAAAACCAGAUUUAAUUCUUCCAAAUGGAUUGAGCAUAAAGAAUGCACAGUGUAUGCAUGAGUUUCAAAAUCUACACGCGAUUGCAAAAGAAAAAAUUCACCAUUUUGUCAGAGGUCAUUUUUAUGGGCAUUUUGACCUCAAUUUGGAUAAAACACUGUACAUGUUCAUUGCUGGUAGAUAUGAAUACAGCAACAAAGGUGCAGACCUUUACAUUGAAGCUAUGAGCCGACUUAACCACAGAUUAAAGAUGAUAAACAGUGAUGUGACAGUGAUUGCUUUUCUAAUAUUCCCUGCAUCAACUAACAACUUCAACGUAGAAAGUUUAAAAGGCCAAGCAGUGGUGAAACAACUCAAAGAGACAGUUGACGUCAUUAAGGACGACAUUGGAAACAAACUUUUCGAUCUAUGUUUGAGAGGGAAACUUCCUAAUGAGGAGCAGUUACUCGACCGCGACCACGUUAUUAAACUCAAACGAUGUAUGUACGCAAACCAGUGUAGUACUUUACCCCCCAUCGUUACCCACAAUAUGACUGAUGACGCAAAUGACCCAAUCCUCAAACAAAUCCGUGAGUGCAAAUUAUUCAACGCACGCAGUGACCGUGUUAAACUCAUUUUCCACCCGGAGUUUCUUUCGCAAACCUCCCCCUUGUUAUCCAUGGAUUACGACGAGUUCGUCCGUGGGUGUCACCUCGGGGUAUUCCCCUCCUACUACGAGCCAUGGGGCUACACGCCAGCGGAGUGCGCCAUCAAAGGCAUCCCGAGCGUGACGAGCAACCUCAGUGGUUUCGGAUGUUUCAUGCAGAGUCAUCUUAGCGAUCCGGAGGCAUACGGGAUCUACAUCGUGGAUCGAAGGUUUAAAAACGUCGACGAGACGUGCAAUCAACUCACCGAUUACCUCUACCAUUUCUGUCGAAUGACUCGUAGAGAGAGAAUUAUUCAGCGAAAUCGAACGGAGCGAAUCAGCGAAUAUCUUGAUUGGUCACGACUCGGCAUGUAUUACACGAAUGCUCGACGUUUGGCGAUUGAUCGAACACACCCAGAAUUUCUCGAACAAACAAGAUCUUUUUCACCGACUGGUUCAGUCCGUCUACCACGUCCGUACUCCGCUCCAAGUUCCCCGUUUGGUUCACGCAUAGCUUCACCUUACCAAUCAGAUGAAGAGGAUAAUAAGGUGUUUGACGACGAUGACGGAGACAGCGGACUCCACACCUCAAACCUUAUUUCCACGGAUACAGAAAGUGUUCUCUCAACGGCUACCACUCCAAAUGGGACGGGGAAUGAUGUGAUAAGUUCGACCGCUUCGGAUUUGUAAUACAGAUGAUGAUGUCAUGAGCGAUGAUGUCAUAGGCGAUGAUGUCAUAAGUGAUAAUGUCAUAAGUGAUGAUGUCAUAAGCGAUUAUGUCAUAAGUGGUGAUUUCAUAAAUGAUGAUGUCAUCAGCAAUGAUGUCAUAAUUGAGGAUGUCACAGUUUUUUUUGGUUUGUUUAAAAAAAAACUGCAGUUCUAUUUUAGCAUCAAAAAUGUUUUGCAAAGUUUUUUUUUAAUAUUUCAAAACUCCGGAUUUAUUACCAUAAAUUUUUCGUUUUAAAGUUGCAAAAGGUAUUAUAAAUACAAGGAUUUGUAUUACAAAACACACAAAAAAAUGCGCAAGAUGUGCUGUUCAUGUUCGCAAUUAUAAUUGUACAUUUUAAUUUAAAAUUCUAUGUGAAAUUUUUUUUCCCAGCAUUUUUCAUGCUUGCUUGGCGUACCUGCUCUCGAUUUGCGAUAAUUUUUUUUUCCUGUUUUACUUUUGUGAUUUUUCAUUGUACGAGACGCAUUUGUAUAUUCAAAAUAUAAUAUAAGCUUUUUUUGGUAAUCAAAUUAAUAUAAUUAGAAUAAUUUAUCAUCGUUUCUUGUAAAUACGUACAUUUUUAAAUGUAUCUCCAUUGUAAUUUUCCUUAGAUUAAACAUAUACCUCUAAGCAAUUCAAAUAUUUAUGUAAAAAAUUAACUUUAUUUUUUUUUGCAUGCAUCUUCAACAAUUUUUCUGUUAUUGAACAAAUGUUUAAAAUUCAGGGCCUGCAUGCAAAAAAAUUUGUGUUAACAAAUAAAAUUACCACUUUGCAGCAUAUUUAAAGUGGAAUAUUCAAACAAUUCUUCCAUUAAUUAAUGUCAUUCAUGUUUUUCACAUGUUUUAUCUUUUUUCUGAAACUGAAAAAAAUCUUUUUUUUUUGUAUUAAAUUUAAUAGAA